GGGGGGGGGCUGCGCGCCUUGGCUCCAUUCCGAGGGUUCCGGUCUCUCGAACCGGCCGCCCUCCCCCGAGAGGUUCCCACGGUGUUGCUGACGUACACACUUUUGGUUGAUUAGGUAAACAUACGUACCGGCCGACUGACUGAUGGCGUCCCGCGCCUACCGACGUACCUCUUUCUCUUUAUUUUCCCCCUCUCUCCCUAACGCAAAGAGACUAUUCUGCGAACGACGACUAGAAGAAACGGGAGGCAUACCAGAUGGCCGAUGCUGCAUCUGCUUUUAUGCAGGCGAUCCGGCCUCGGAGCCUCCUCCUGCUGAUCGGUCUCCUCGCAUGCUCCACCCCCCCGACCCUGGCGGAACGGGACGGCGCGGAUCGUCAGUGCCCCGACUACGUCACCAGCCAUGCACCUCUUCUAUGGCUGCACUCGGAUGACCGCUAUAUGCCCAGCGAUCUCCUCACCCACAUCCGCCACACAUCGCCGCUCCUGGACCGGAAGCCAGUGCCUGACCUGCCGCCGCUGAACCUGGACAACCUGGAGAUCCUCAACCAGUUCGGGGACGACGUGGCACUCACCUCCGACGAUGAUCCCACCAUCCAUCCGCCAUGGCUUCUCGGAACGGCCCCGGACCCGGACGGCAGAGUCCACAACGCCACGCCCUGCGUCGUGAUCCUGGUCAACAAGAACGAACGCGAUGUGGACGCCUUCUACUUUUACUUUUACUCGUACAACGAGGGCCCGAACAUCACCCAGGUCUUGGAGCCCUUCAACCACAUCGUCAAGGGCGGGGAGGCGGCCUCGGGUAUGCACUUUGGUGACCACAUUGGCGACUGGGAGCACAACAUGAUUCGCUUCCGAGAUGGGAAACCUGUCGGGAUAUACUUCAGCCAACAUGUUGACGGCUCGUCGUACAGCUGGGACGACCCAGAACUGUCCAAGACGGAUGGGCGUCCAAUAGUAUAUAGUGCAUGUGGAUCUCAUGCAAACUAUCCAACGCCAGGCGACCAAAUCCACAAUGCCGUCUUGGUAGAUUACUGCGACCAAGGAAAGAGAUGGGAUCCCGUUCUUUCAGCUUACUUCUAUCGCUUCGACCCCAAGUCAUUUACCUUGACUCGACUGGACCCGCCCGGCCAACUACCCACCGCACCACCGGAGUCGUCAAACCUGACGUCCUUCUUUUACUACUCGGGCCGCUGGGGGGACGUGUCGUACCCGGACUCGGACCCGCGCCAGAAAACGGUGCCGCGGUUCAAGCUCAAACGAUUUCAGUCCGGCCCUACGGGCCCGCGGCACAAGCAUCUCGUCCGGAAGGGCCUGAAGCCAGACAACGUGCGGAAACUAGGGUGGAUGGAGUGGGGCGUGGGAAUCUACAUGUCGUUGUACCCCUGCUGUUUGAAAGGCUGGAGGGCUUGGGUCUCGAUCGGGUUGGUUGUCGCCGUCUUGUCCGGGGCUGUCGUUGGGGCUGUCUUUGUCUUCAGAAAGUACAGGACGAGGAAGUAUAGGAGGUUGGAUGCUGAGGACAUCCUAUUGGACGACUGGGUGCUGGAAGACGACGCCCUGCUCUCUUCCUCUGACGACGAGGAUGGGAAGAAUGAUCAAGGGGUCAGGCAUGCCGGAUAAGUGCAAAGCGAGAAGAGGCAUCGACUAUGUGGCUCUCGGAGCGCCUUGUAGACCUUACCCAUAGCCGGGGUUGCAGAGCAGAUACUAGGCCCGAGUCGACUACGACCACCCAGGCUCACUCCAUUCACCGGGAUAACGAUAUAUCAAAAGAAUCCUGUUCAUCGAGUGCAUAUACAUUGCCGUUGCUCAUACCUAUGGCAAGAAAAACAGUCAGAGAGUGCAGCUGUCCGAUGACAGGACUCGAGGCGCUGAUCUUUCCUGGCUCUAUUUUGAGUUGUAGUCUAUCA
Colletotrichum navitas is the source of this 1903-nucleotide messenger RNA. Its product is annotated as vacuolar protein sorting-associated protein 62. Lineage: Eukaryota; Fungi; Ascomycota; Sordariomycetes; Glomerellales; Glomerellaceae. The transcript is spliced from 5 exons. The record is from RefSeq and is a predicted model, not a curated record. The coding region runs from base 255 to 1616 and encodes 453 amino acids.